Molecule: messenger RNA, 5365 nt
Organism: Nematolebias whitei (Rio pearlfish)
Lineage: Eukaryota; Metazoa; Chordata; Actinopteri; Cyprinodontiformes; Rivulidae
Gene: atn1
Product: atrophin 1
Exons: 11
Coding region: 487-5349 (1620 amino acids)
Cellular component (GO): nucleus
Molecular function (GO): transcription corepressor activity
Source: RefSeq, a predicted model, not a curated record
CGUGCAUCCCUCUCUCCGGCUGAAAUAUUUUGACUGUACGCCUGGAGAGGGGUGGUUUAAAAAAGAAGUGCAAGUCGUCUUAGAAGAGGGGGAGGCAUCAAUUUGUAUAGCCUCCACUUGGCACCCCUUUUUUUAUUUUUAGGGAUACUCCCCCCUCCUUCAGCAAAGGAAUAGCAAAAAGAUUUCUUCUUCUGCGUUAUUGUUAUGAUCGGUUGCAAUAUGAGCCAGCGCGAGCCCGUGUUGUUGACAGACGCCUCGGCUCCGAGGUGCGCGUGUCAGCGUGCAACAUAAAACGACAAGAAGAAGAAGAAACUAAAACGGGGGAGAAAGGGACGAGAAGUGAGAGUGGAAGAACGCGUCGCUGGAUGUUUUAAUAGGUUUUGGUAGCUUUCUCGGUGUAACGCAGCCGAGUGGGUAAACAACUGGGAUCCAGUUCAGUUUCUGCAAUGGCUUGCGUCGUAAAAUGGAUGUCAUAAGGAAGAAAUAAUGAAAACAAGGACACACAAGGAAUCGAUGCCCAUGCGCAGUGGGCGACGGAGGGGGGCAAGUGAGGAGAGAAGGGGUAGACGCCCGCACGCCAGCCCCACUCGCCCUGAACGCAACGACAGACAGACGCAAAGAAGUGCUGGUGAGGAAUUGGCUGGAAAUCGCUUCAGUCGCAGAUCACAAGGCCAUGAUUCAUCAGAGAGCGAGGGGGAGGAACUUGUGUCUCCUCCAAAGAGGCAGAAAGUUCAGGAUUCGGUCUCUACCCCAAACCCUCCAACAUCAACACAUAUGACUGAAAGUUCGACUCCUUCCACUGUCCCGCCUCCGACCACCGUUCCCAGCCAAUCUCGCGAGAGUGACAACGAAGAUGGCCAAUCCCAGGGCAGCAGAAGUUCAGUUGUCGGGAGUCUGGCCAACAGCAGCAGUAGCCUGAGCAGCGGGCGGGAUAUCGACCAGGACAAUCGCUCCUCAUCUCCAAGUCUUUCUGCGUCACCUUUGGGUAGCCUGGACUCUGAUUCUGAUGGCCCCGACUCACCAAAGCAAGGAGAACGAGAGAAAGGUAAAGAGGGAGGAGCAGGGAAGGUCACAGGAGAGGAGAGGAGAACACUACGAGAGACGAGAGGAGAAGAAUCCUGCGGCGAUGGUGAAAAGCGAGAUGUGGAGACAGUUGAGGACUGCCCGUCUUUAAAGCCCCCCUCCACUCCCUGCUCUUCUUGUAGUCUGACUCCUUCUCUCCGUGGAGCUGGAGAUUCAUCAAACGACAGCAGUUGUGGGAGGAAGUCAUAUUUCUCCCUGGACUCUAAACUAAUGUGUAAAGUUGAGUAUGGUACACCAGCGGGUGUUGAAGGUGCCCUAAGUGGUAACAGAAUGACUUCCAAAGCCAGCACACAGUGCAUCAACAAGACAACUAUCUCUGGUGGAGAUUUUUCACACAACAGCCCCCACUCAUUACCCCCUCCACUUCCUCCUCCGCCAGCUCUGAAGCCUUUGGAACAUGGCGGUCAAAGCUUGCCUGCUGAAGUUAAGAUAGAGAAAGACAAAAGUGAAAAAUCAGACAAACUCUUGGACAAGACUCAGUCAACACCUCCCUCUCUGCUGCCACAGGCCGGCCCCCAGCCUCAGCCUCAGACCCAGCCCUCUAGCCAUCCCCACCACUACAGCUCCACCAGUUGGCAGGGUGGCACAGCAACUGGUUGCCAGGGUAGCUGGGGCUACUCUCGUUACUCUGGCAACCACCACCCACAGCACCAGCCUCCUGUGCAGCAGCAGCAACUCCCCUCUGUUUACAACCCUCCAUCCUCUCGCCACUCCUCCUCCCACCCCUCUUACCUCCCCCAUCCUCAUCCCCACCCCCACAGGGAGUACCUUCCCAGGUAUGCCGGAGGGGGAGGGGACAGAGAGAGAGGAGCUGCAGGAGAGAGGGAGAGGGGAGCGAGAGGGGAGUGUGGGGGGAGAGAGAUCAACCGAGAGUUUUCUGCUCCCAUUGGCAACAGCAGCAAUGGUAGUGGUGGGGGCAACAGUAAUAAUGGUUGUGGUGCCAUGGGGGGGUCCAACAGCAUUCCAGGUCGGGAGUUUGGAGGUCUAUCAGCGGGGCAAAACCGAGAGUACCAAGGUAGUGGAAGAGAUGGAACUAAUUUAGGCCCAGAAAGAAGAGACUUUGGUCCAGCUUUUAGGGACAGGGAGCGAGAAAGGGAACGUGAAGGAGGAAGGGAGUUUAAUCUGCCAAAUCAAAACCAGAGUAGAGACUUUGGCCCCAGUGGAACCACAGGGGGGCAUCCCAGAGACAAAGAUGGCAACAGAUGGGGUGAGUUUGUGGGCCAGACAAGAGAGGUUGUGAGCAACAGCAACCCCAACAACAACUCCAUACCACAAGGAAACCCUCCAAAUUCAACCGGUGGCUUACCAGUCACUCCUAUCCUCAACCGUGACCCACCUUCAUCUCCCCAAAACAAUCCUAAUCACCCUUCCCAUUCGUCACUGCCCUCACACCCCCACUCUCAUCCUCCAAACCAAUCAAACCGGGACUUUCCUCCUCCCAUUGACCAGACACAAACAUCCUCCUCUGGAGCAGACCACUUUCACAGAGAGUACCCUCCGACUGGAGGAAAAGACUUUCCAACUGGGGGACCUCCUUCAGCUGGCACAAAUCGGGAGUACCUAAGCUCCCCUGGGGUAACUCCAAAUCUGGGUCGAGAGUAUUCAGGACCUGGAGGAACACAACAUCUUCACCCACAACACCCUCACUACCAGUCUGGUCCCAAAGACAGGGAACGGGACGCAAACCUGCGAGAGUCUGCUCUGUACCAAAGCCGCGGGGGGCCAAGUCAGCCUCCUGCACUCUCUCCUUCCUCCUCUUCUAGUCAUCAUGGACAAUACCCACAUCCAACUCCUCCACCAACUCUACCCUCACCUCAAGCUUCCCAUGCCCCCCCACCUCCCUCCGGUAUUGGACCCUCUGUACGUCCCUCACAUUAUCAGUCCUCAGCCCAGACUCCUCCAACACCCCUGUCUCCCUUACCCAGCCCAUCUACCAAUCAGAUGGGAGCCUUCUCGUCCUUUCCUUCUGGUUCCUCAUCAGCUCCCAGCAUACAAGUUCCUGCACCAGGUGUGCCAUCCAGCUGUUCACCUGGAUGCCGUCCUUCAUCAUUCCAUGGCACUUUGAACAACCACCCUCAAUUCAGUGGAACAUAUCACUCUAAUGGAAACAAUGGCAGCUUUGUGGCAAACACUAGUAGCAGCAGUAGCGCAGCCAGUAGCAGCAAUACCAACUCGCAGUCGCUCUCACCACAAAAUGUCUCAAAGGUUCCUCCACCUCUUAGUAACUCCACCAACAACAGCAACAUCUCAACACCUGCCUCGAGCUCUUCCCAUCCUGGUGUAGAAGGACAUCCAGAUUCAAGCCUACCUCCUACACCUGUCAUCAAGGAGGAACCCCCAGAGGAAAGAGAGGAGAGUGAAAGCCCACCGCCAGUGCUGAAAAGUCCUUCUCCUGAACCAAAACAUGUGGAUAUUCCUAUUCACGCCAGCCAAUCAGCACGGUUUCACAAGAUUCUUGACCGUGGUAGCGGAAACUCUUGCGCCCGCAGUGAUGUCCUUUUCGUCCCAUUAGACGGCUCCAAGCUGUGGAAAAAGAGGAAUGAGAUGAUUGAAAGGGCUCGCAGGGAAGUUGAGCAGAGGGCCAGAGACCUGAGAGAGAAAGAAAGAGAAAGAGAACGUGAGCGAGAGAGGGAACUGGAUCGACAUCUACAGCAGAAGGAUGUCAGCGCUGCUGGAGGGGGUCGCCAGGGCUCCUCACUCUUCUUCCCCCCCUCAUCCUCCAUCAUUCUUGACCCUUCAUGUUCUUCUGCUUCUUCCUCCGGCAACCCUGUCUCCCACCCUCCCUCUCAUCCCCAGCAUCACCCCUCACAUCCACAUGCUCACCUUCCUCCAGCACACCAUCUACAUCCCAGCCUCUCCCACUCUAUCCCCCACUCCCUCCUCUUACCAUCCAUGGGUGGGUCCUCAGCAGUAGUUGGGGGCCCUCAGGCGGCCCUGGGUAUAGGUUUAGGAGGUCCAUAUUUAGGCCCUGACACACCAGCGCUGAGAACUCUGAGCGAAUAUGCUCGUCCGCAUGUUAUGUCGCCACUCGGGGCUGCAAGUCGUGCUCAGGUGCACCACUCUCAAGUCCACCACGGUCACCCCCACGUUCACCCAUCCUUCUUCCUUCCCCAGUUUCAGAAUCAUGCUUUAGGCCACCCACACCACCUGCCUACUGAUGCUGCAACAGCAGCAGCCAUCUUGGGCUUCUUGUAUGGUGGCGGCCUUGAAGGCGGUCCGGGUAUUGGUGGGCACCCCGGGAUGGCAGGAGGCCCCGUACCUGGAGGAAUUGGGGGAGCAGGUUUAGGAGGUGUUGGAUUCCCUCAUGCAAUGGCUGCGCAUCGAGAUCGGAUAAAGCCCGGAUAUGAGUUUAAGAGUGAUGAGCGAGUCUACCCGCCAGUAUCCAUAGCUGAUCCUGCAGCAAUUGCUCUCGCUCACUCACAUUCACAUGCCCACGCUAAUUCCCAUGUACAUGCUCACCCCCUGCUCCUUGGAGGAGGUGCAGCAGUAGCUAAUGAGGUGUCACUUUAUGGUACUCCUCCGCCUCCAGCUCCACCUGGUCCUCCUCACCUCCAGAACCCAACUCUGGCAGCUGUAGCUCGACCCCCUAACCCCCCUGCCCCGCAGUCCUUGUCCAAUCUACCUCCUUCAUCUCUCCUCCCACCUUCACUCCCCUCUCACCCAUCAUCUGCUCCACUGACUGCCCCCUCAGCCCCGGCAGCCCCUUCUGCUCCGCCUCCAGCACCUCCUCAGCCUGGUCCGCCGACUUCCAACGCCACCUCAAUUCAUCACCCUGUCCCCCAUUCUUCUUUUCCCAGCUCUCUGUCCUCUCAUUUGCCACCACCCCCUGCCCCCGCUAAUGUGACGCCUCAUCAUCACCAGCAUUCACACAUCCACUCACAUCUUCACCUGCACCAGCAAGACACAGCGGCGGGCGGGGUUCACCCCCUGAUGGACCCGUUGGCGUCGGGGUCUCCUUUGACACGUCUCCCUUACCCCGGAGCCACACUCGGCGCUCCAAUCCUGGCUCACCCCCUCACUGACAGCGAGGUGCUCCGCCAGCAGCUGUUCGGUGCUCCUUUCCGUGACCUGCCCCAGCCGUCCUCCCUCUCUGGUCCCAUGUCAGCAGCUCACCAGCUCCAGGCCAUGCAGCAGGCCCAGAGCGCAGAGCUGCAGAUCCAGAGACUGGCCCUGGAACAACAGUGGAUCCACCACCAUCACCACCACUCCCUCACCCAGGACGAGUAUUACAGUCACCUGAAGAAAGAAAGUGACAAGACCCUGUGAGGGAGGAGCAGCCAGA